Molecule: messenger RNA, 2710 nt
Organism: Elephantulus edwardii (Cape elephant shrew)
Lineage: Eukaryota; Metazoa; Chordata; Mammalia; Macroscelidea; Macroscelididae
Gene: SEMA4C
Product: sema domain, immunoglobulin domain (Ig), transmembrane domain (TM) and short cytoplasmic domain, (semaphorin) 4C
Exons: 15
Coding region: 80-2581 (833 amino acids)
Biological process (GO): muscle cell differentiation; semaphorin-plexin signaling pathway; negative regulation of axon extension involved in axon guidance
Molecular function (GO): chemorepellent activity; semaphorin receptor binding
Source: RefSeq, a predicted model, not a curated record
CCGGCGGGGCGGCGCCCGGGGAUCGGAUCGGCGCGCGAGAGGGCAGCUGGCCUGGCACUUAGAGCUGGAGCUCCCAGCCAUGGCCCCACAUUGGGCUGUCUGGUUGCUGGCAGCGGGGCUGUGGGGCCUUGGCAUUGGGGCUGAAGUGUGGUGGAACCUUGUGCCCAGGAAGACGGUCUCUUCUGGGGAGCUGGCACCGGUGUUGCGACGGUUCUCCCAGACGGGCAUCCAGGAUUUCCUGACACUGACCCUGACUGAGCAGACGGGGCUCCUGUACGUGGGGGCCCGGGAGGCCCUGUUCGCCUUCAGUGUGGAGGCUCUAGAGCUGCAAGGAGUGAUCUCGUGGGAGGCCCCAGCUGAAAAGAAGGCAGAGUGCAUCCAGAAAGGGAAGAAUAACCAGACGGAGUGUUUUAACUUCAUCCGCUUCCUGCAGCCCUACAAUGCGUCCCACCUGUAUGUGUGUGGGACCUACGCUUUUCAACCCAAGUGCACCUACAUUGACAUACUCACCUUCUCUUUGGAACGUGGAGAGUUUGAGGAUGGAAAGGGAAAGUGUCCCUACGACCCCGCUAAGGGCCAUACUGGCCUCAUUGUGGAUGGUGAGCUAUAUUCAGCAACAUUCAGCAAUUUCCUGGGCACAGAGCCUGUUAUUCUCCGUAACAUGGGCCCACACUACUCUAUGAAGACAGAGUAUCUGGCCUUUUGGCUCAAUGAACCUCACUUUGUAGGCUCCGCCUACAUACCGGAGAGCCUGGGCAGCUUCACAGGGGACGACGAUAAGAUCUACUUCUUCUUCCGUGAGCGGGCGGUGGAGUACGACUGCUAUGCUGAGCAGGUGGUGGCUCGGGUAGCCCGAGUCUGCAAGGGAGAUGUGGGGGGUGCACGGACGCUGCAGCGCAAGUGGACCACGUUCCUGAAGGCUCGGCUGCUAUGCUCGGCUCCCAGCUGGCACCUGUACUUCAACCAGCUGCAGGCAGUACACACCUUGCCAGGCACCUCCUGGCAUAACACCACCUUCUUCGGGGUUUUUCAGGCGCGAUGGGGUGACGUGGAUGUGUCAGCGGUCUGUGAGUACCAGCUGGAAGAGAUCCAUCGGGUGUUUGAAGGCCCCUAUAAGGAAUACCGGGAGCAAGCACAGAAAUGGAGCCGCUAUACUGAUCCCGUCCCCAGCCCACGGCCCGGCUCAUGCAUCAGCAACUGGCACCGGCACCAUGGGUAUACCAGUUCCCUGGAGCUGCCUGACAACACGCUCAACUUCAUCAAGAAGCACCCACUGAUGGAGGACCAGGUGGUGCCUCGGUGGGGCCGCCCCCUGUUUAUCAAGAAGGACACCAACUUUACCCGCCUGGUGGUCGACCAGGUUAGAGGACUUGAUGGAGCCACCUACACAGUGCUGUUCAUUGGCACAGAAGACGGCUGGCUGCUCAAGGCCGUGAGCCAAGGACCUUGGGUCCACCUGGUUGAGGAGCUGCAGGUGUUUGAUGAAGAGCCUGUAGAAAGCCUGGUCCUGUCUCAGAGCAAGAAGCUGCUCUUUGCAGGCUCCCACUCACAGCUGGUUCAGCUGCCCUUGGCCGACUGUGGAAAGUACCGCUCCUGUGCCGACUGUGUCCUAGCCAGGGACCCCUACUGUGCUUGGAAUGCUAACACCAGCCGCUGCGUCGCCCCCGGGAGCCAUUCGGGAUCUCCACUGAUCCAGCAUAUGACAAUCUCAGACACCUCAGCCAUUUGCAGCCUUCGUGGCACUAUGAAAGUGAGACUCACUCCCAAAAACAUCACAGUGGUAGCGGGCACAGACCUGGUGCUGCCCUGCCGCCUCUCUUCUAAUCUGGCCCAUGCCCGCUGGACCUUUGGUGGCCGGGACCUGCCCUUGGAACAGGCCGACUCCUUCCUCUACGAUGCCCGACUCCAGGCGUUGGUGGUGAUGGCAGCUCAACCCCGCCAUGCUGGAGCCUACCACUGCUUUUCUGAGGAGCAAGGUGCACGGCUGGCUGCAGAAGGCUACCUUGUGGCCGUGGUGGCUGGCCCAUCGGUGACCCUGGAGGCCCGGGCUCCCCUGGAAAACCUAGGGCUAGUGUGGCUGGCUGUGGUGGCCCUGGGGGCCGUGUGCCUGGUGCUUCUGCUGCUUGUUCUGUCCCUGCGCCGGCGGCUUCGGGAAGAACUGGACAAAGGGGCCAAGGUGGCUGAGAGGACCCUGGUGUACCCUCUGGAACUGCCCAAGGAGCCCACGAGCCCUGCCUUUCGGCCUGGCCCUGAAACGGACGAGAAACUCUGGGAUCCUGUUGGCUACUACUACUCAGACGGCUCCCUGAAGAUUGUCCCUGGCCAUGCUCGCUGCCAGCCUGGGGCUGGGCCCCCUUCCCCACCUCCUGGCAUUCCAGGCCAGCCCUUGCCUUCUCCAACACGACUCCACCUGGGGGGUGGGCGGAACUCAAAUGCCAAUGGCUAUGUGCGCUUGCAGCUAGGAGGGGAAGACCGGGGAGGCCUCGGCCACACGAUGCCUGAACUCGCCGAUGAACUGAGGCGGAAGCUGCAGCAGCGCCAGCCGCUGCCCAACUCCAAUCCCGAGGAGUCCUCGGUAUGAGGCCGACCCCCCCACUGCGUUGGGGGGCCGUGGGAGGUGCAGCUCCUACUUUUGCACAGGCACCAGCUACCUCAGGGACAUGGCAUGGGCACCUACUCUGCUUGGGACAGACCCUGCCCAGCACCCACC